AUGUCGGACGACGAGGAUUGGAGCAGCCUGCUAGCAGACUACCCCUUCGACCUGCCGGACCUGCCCGACGAUAGUCCAUCUUUUACCUCCCACUCCCGCGCCUCCAGCUCGGCGGAUGGCGAGCGGGCAGCGAAACAAGCCUCGCCUGCAGUGGUGGUGACCUCCUGCUGGGGCGGCCAGCUGAUGAAGGACUCAUCGCGGUGCACGGAGUUUACCCGAAGUGGUCGCGACUUCAGGCACAUGUUUUGCCCAAUCUGCUCUCGGUGCGGCAUUGCGGUUCCCGUCGGACGUACCCGCGCACUCACCGUGGGGCAUGCUGACUCCCCAGAGAACAGCCGUGGGCGUGGCGUGUGGUCGGUUGGCCACCCACGAUUUCGAGUCAUCAACAACACCACCCGGGCCUCCCCGCCGGCGCUGGUCAUCAUCGAAGAUGAGUCAGAACUUGCUGCUGGUCGGUCGGCGGCAGCGGCCUCGCGGUCCUGCGAAGACGGCGUGGCGCUCCCCUCGGAAGCUGAGCAGGCCAGGGCUGACGCAUUGAGCGCCCUGGACGCCGUGCCACCAGAUUGGAUAUCUUCCAACGGGAUGGUGGAGAUGCGCCUCUCCAAGGGGACGCUCGUACCCUCCGCGACUCUGAACCAUCUCGUGGACCCGCUUGCACUCACCGUGUCCGACGCCUUCAAACGGGUGUGUGAUCGCAUCGAGGCGGAGAUCACAUCCAUCGCGGCCACCUCCCUGUCCGCCGCGGAGGAGCUCGCUCGCUAUGGCGGCAGCGCCACCGAGCGCAGCGAGGUCUUGCGGCGGCUGAAAGAGGCGCUCGACCCUGCGGCAUCUGACGCUAUGAGCGAGUCUGGCAACAGGCUGCAAAAGGAUGCGCGUUUAACAGAACUGCAGGGGCUGCUCGAUCGCAUCGAAGCGGAGCUAGGCAACGGUAGCGACGAUGGCGGGGAGUCUCAGUUGUUUAGUUCAGCUAUUCCGCCAUCCCCCACGCCGUCGCCCCCAGAGCCACUGACUUCUGGCGGCUCCCCUCUCGGCUUUGUGUCGCUGCAGGAGCCGCACAAACACUUCUUCAUCUUCACCGCCUCGAUUAUAGCCGCGGUCAGCAUCAACUUGUGCUGCGCGCUGCCAUCGGACAGUGGGUCCACCUCCGAAAACUCGCAUCUGCUGAAUCACAGGGCACGAGCCGCCCUCUCUGCUGCCUGCUCAGAUCCGAUGCUCCAGCUCAUCCUGGCCGCCGCUUGCUCUCUCGCGAUCGGAAUCGCGACGCUUCCCCCAGACAAAUACGAUGCGCUCUUCUGCAUCGUCUCGGUAGUGGGCCUCUUCCUCCGACUGAUUCACACACUGCUGUUCCCGAGGGAAUCAGUCCUUCACCAUGAUGAGUAUGUUCAUCCGGUCAUGUACGCUUCGUUCAGCUCCUGCUUUGGCUUAACUCUGGGCACGCUGCGAAGGGCCGACCUUGCCAUCCUGGCAUAUGGCUGCGGCGAGGCGAUUAGCUUUGCCACCUUCAUCACCGCGCUGGUGCGCUUUGGUUGCCGGCUUGCCCUCUUCCCGCUGUGCUGCUUUGACCUGGCAGUCCUGCCCUGGUUCACCGCUGCGUUCCUCACAGCUCGCAGGUAUCGGGGUUGUGCGAAAGCGUCUGAGUUUCCGGCGCCCGCACCACCCAAGCACCACCGCUCUCUCAAGCGCAAGGCCGGCCGCAAGUUGGGCCGAGAGCUGUGCGGUCUUAAGUGA
This is a messenger RNA of Emiliania huxleyi CCMP1516, 1728 nucleotides long. RefSeq lists its product as hypothetical. The transcript has 2 exons. The record is from RefSeq and is a predicted model, not a curated record. The coding region runs from base 1 to 1728 and encodes 575 amino acids. NCBI's taxonomy places the organism in Eukaryota, Haptophyta, Isochrysidales, Noelaerhabdaceae.